AUGGGUCAAGUGCUUUCGUGCAAAUUCGGCAAAAAUUCACGGGUGUCCACGUCGCAUGGGCGGGGUGGGGCCGGCGUCAAGAACUUCGACCCGGACGAGAAAUGGUCCAAUUUGUACAGAGAGCGGGAGAAGAACCACCUCUACAAAUGGGUGGGCGUUCGGUCGGGUAAGCACAAGUUGCGAGAGAAAUCAAUUUUUUGAAAAAAAGUUUGCUUUUAGCACAGUAUCGAUCUCCCGAAAUUUCAAAAUAUUCAGAUAGGAAUCAGUGCACGUAUUUUACAACAACAAAAAAAAACGAUCAUUCAUUUUUACAGGCGGAGAGAUCAUCACAAUAUACGAGAAAGAAGGAGAAGAGGGCGUUCUCAGAUUCGCGGCCGAAAAAAUCGAGCCAAUGAUGUAUGAGAAUGGCGAGAAAACACAAGUCAUCAAAUUUGCAGAUUACAUACGAUACAAGAAGAGCGUCGUAAGUGCUACUUUGGAGGAAUUUUGGGCUUAUGUAUUCAUACAGUGGGGGAUCUGAUCCAGCGGCAAAAAAUGUACCAUUUUGCAUCCGGGAAGUAUCAAAAAUGUGGCAAAAUGCUUCCAAAAGAGCGGGCGCCCUUCAAAACGAAGAUUUUUCACUUGGAGAGGGAAGCAUUUCGCCACUUUUUUUACUUCCCGGAUGCAAAAUGGUGCGUUUUUUGUCACUGGAUCAGGUCCGUCACUGUACUUUAUGCACUGUGCUUCCAAUUUUGCAUCAAAAAAUCGCUCCUUUCAGAGUGUCGAGCUGGGCCUCACGGAAGAAGAGACCAUGGACGAGAACAAGUCCAAAUUCCGCGAGCACGAAGCCCAAUGGCGGCUGAAUAAACGCGGGGUGGACGGAGAGACGAUCGUUCAUCUUCUUCUCAACCGAGAGGAGCCCUCGUGCGCGGAGAUUGCCCGGAUACUGAUCCAAAAGUAUCCGGGCCUCGCCAAAGACAUUUAUUUAGGCGAUGAAAUGUUUGGUAAGCGGUGAAAUGCGGUGCUGACAAGUUUUUUCUCAGGUCAAAGUGCACUUCAUUUGGCAAUCGUUCAUGAUGAUUAUGAUACGGUGCAGCUGUUACUGGAGAAAGGCGCAGCUGUGAAUGCGAGAGCUUGUGGUGACUUCUUCCUGCCCGAGGACACCGACGAAUCCAACGCGAGGAAUUACAGUUACCAAGGUGAGGAUUUGUCAUCAUUAUUUUCUAAGAAUGGGCUUCGGAAAAGAUUUUCUAAAAAUGGGCUUCGAAAAAAAUGAAUCCAAAGAUCAUGACGAAUAUUGUUUUGCAGGCUACGCCUACUACGGCGAGUAUCCUCUGGCAUUCGCGGCUUGUUUUGGCAACAAAGACAUCUAUGAUCUCCUCAUUCAGUACGGCGCCAACCCCGACCUCCAGGACAUGUUCGGAAACACCUGCCUUCACAUGUGUGUAAUUAAUUACAGCAGUGUAAGUGGAAUGAAAUAAGCGUCUUAUGCGCCCUUGCAGAGCAUGUACAGUUAUGCCGUGCGGCAUUGGCACAAACCCGCCAAGCCGAAUGUCGUCAACAACGCCGGCUACACUCCGCUGACCUUGGCCACCAAAUUGGGUCGAAAGCAUAUCUUCGAGGAAAUGUUGGAGCUCAUGAAAGUGGUAGGUAUAUUGUAAAAUUAUCCCUGCAACAUUUUUGAAAUGGGGUUUGUAAAAUUUUCCAAAAGCGUCAUUUUAUACGAUGAAAAGUUUCAUGAUGGUUUCUUUCGUAUAAAAUGUCGCCUGAGACUAAAUGGAGAUUUUUGGCUAAUAAAACAAAAUUUUUGCAAAAAAAGGUGCUAAAAAUGAAGUUUGAAAAUACAAACAUUUUAGGAGUUCUGGCGAUUUUCGGACAUGACUUGCAGUGCCUAUCCAUUGGACACAUUGGACACAAUCCGGCCAGAUGGAUCAACGAGUAAGUAAUAGUAUAGAAAAAUCAUCUCUUUGCAAAAAAGAUACAGUUACGGACCUGAUCCAGUGGCAAAAAACGUACCAUUUUGCAUCCGCGAAGCAUCAAAAAUGUGGCAAAAUGCUUCCCUCUCCAAGUGAAAAAACUUUGUUUUGAAGGGCUCCCUCACAAAGAGCGGGCGCGAUUUUUGCAAUCGGAGUUUUUUCACUUGGAGAGGGAAGCAUUUUGCCACAUUUUUGAUACUUCCCGGAUGCAAAAUGGUACGUUUUUUGCCACUGGAUCAGGUCCCCCCACUGUAUUCCCCAUAAAAAAUGUCACUUCAAAAUUUUUAGAUUACGACUCGGCGUUGAUGACAGUCAUCAACGGCUACACUCCAGAGCAUUUGGAUAUGAUUGGAAGCGAGGUGAUUCAACGUCUUUUGGCCGAUAAAUGGAAAGCCUUUGCGGCCAGGAAGUUGUACGAACGUUUGGGAUUACUGGCCUUUCAUUUGGUCUGCCUUUGUUUCGUCGUCUACCUUCGACCCACCGAAACGGAACGGCUCUUCUUUAAGGUUAUGCAAUAUGAUGACUAUGUGAGUAAAUAGAACCGAAGCAAACCGUAUUUUACUCUGUUUUUGAAAUUCCUUUUUUAGGUCCGAGCAGUUUUCGAAUUCCUGACAAUCUGCAGUUGUGUUUGGUUUGUUUUUGCCCAGCAAGUGGGCGAUUUAAGGACUCAAGGGGUGCAAGGAUACCUCAGAAACUUGGUGAGCCAACUGAAUUUUGUUUUGUGCCUUUCAGAAUCCAAAUAUAAAAAGUUUAAAAAUUAUAAAAAGUUGACAAAAUUUCCACUUUUCCAAAAAUUUUUUCAAAGUCGCUACUGGUAAUAUAAAGUUUAUAAAUAAUUUUUUAUAUGUUGAUUGGCACUAAAAAGAUACAUUUUUGCUUUUUUUGGAACAUUUUACGACCUCACAGGCUAUUGAAACAGAAUGCCAAAAACGGCGGGAAUUUGAAAUUUUGAAUUUUUCUAACGAAAAUUCAUGAGAUUAAAAUAUUGGUAAAUCUCUUCGAAGCAAUUUUUUAAUGCCUAAACACAUUUUGCGACCUCACAGGCUAUUAAAACAGAAUGCCAAAAAUGGCGGGAAUUUGAAAUUUUGAAUUUUUCGAACGAAAAUUCAUGGGAUUCAAAUAUUGAUAAACCAUUUUGAGCAAUUUUUAUGCUCUUUUCAGGCCACAGCCCCAGCCAAGAUUGUAUAUCUAAUAGCGAAUAUCUGCCUAUUACUCUGUGUCCCAUUCCGCUUCACGCAGCAGAAUCAGAUCGAAGAAGGGCUUCUGAUCUUCGCCAUUCCGGGUAGUUGGAUCUUCUUGUUGUUCUUUGCCCGUUCCGCCAAACUGACCGGACCUUUCGUGCAGAUGAUCUACAGUAUGAUUGCUGGUGACAUGAUUCGUUUCGGGAUCAUUUCAGCAAUCUUCUUGGUAUCCUUCUCACAGGGUAAGAUGGCUAUGCCGAUGGCAUUUUCAUGGGAAUUCCGGCUGGAAAUCGUUGAAAAAAUUGAGCAAAAUUUUGCAUUCGCUUUUUCGGAUUUGAAAUUUACUUUUUUUUUAGUCUUUUACUUUGUUGGCAAGGACAUGGCGGCGAAACAACAUCUUCAACCAACUGAUGAUGCUUAUUGUCCAAUUUCUGGGUAUGAAAUCUACACGUACAGCACUUUUUUGGAGACCUUUGUCACCUUGUUCAGAGCUAGUAUGGGUGGUUAUGAUGUAAGUUGGAAAAAAAUUGCCUUAAAAUACGAUUAGAAAAUUAAAAAUGCCGAUUUAUAACACUUUUCGCCCGUUUUCAGUACGAAGAAUUCGGUUGUACGAACUACGAACCGCUCACGAAGACCUUGUUUGUCCUGUACAUGUUCGUCAUGCCAAUUAUGAUGAUCAACAUCCUCAUCGCUAUGAUGGGUAACACUUACACCACCGUCAUCUCGCAAGCCGAAAAGGCCUGGCGACAGCAAUACGCGCAGAUUGUGAUGGUGUUGGAGCGAUCGGUGAACAAACAAAAACUAGCGGCAUGCCAGUUGGAGUAUUCGAUCAAGUUGAACGAGACUUCCAGAGGUUUGAUGGUCAUCAAACAGACCAGAAAGACGAGGGCGAGACAGCGAAAGCAAGCGAUCAACAACUGGAAGGUGGGUUGUUGAAAGAGAAUAUGAGAGAAACGUUGAUUACUGUAGCCUAUAUAGGCUUUACUAUGGCCUAUACAGGCUUUACUAUGGCAUGUAAAAGCUUUACUAUGGCCUAUAUAGGCUUUACUACGUCCUAUAUAGGCUUUACUAUGGCCUAUAUAGGCUUUACUAUGGCCUAUAUAGGCUUUACUAUGGCCUAUAUAGGCUUUACUAUGGCCUAUAUAGGCUUUACUACGUCCUAUAUAGGCUUUACUAUGGCCUAUAUAGGCUUUACUACGUCCUAUAUAGGCUUUACUAUGGCCUAUAUAGGCUUUACUAUGGCCUAUAUAGGCUUUACUACGUCCUAUAUAGGCUUUACUAUGGCAUGUAAAAGCUUUACUAUGGCCUAUAUAGGCUUUACUACGUCCUAUAUAGGCUUUACUAUGGCCUAUAUAGGCUUUACUAUGGCCUAUAUAGGCUUUACUACGUCCUAUAUAGGCUUUACUAUGGCCUAUAUAGGCUUUACUAUGGCCUAUAUAGGCUUUACUAUGGCCUAUAUAGGCUUUACUAUGGCCCAUAUAGGCUUUACUACGGCCUAUAAAGGCCAUAGUAAAGCCUAUAAAGGACAUAGUAAUCAACAUUACCGUGGCCUGUGAAGGCCCUAGUAAUCAACACAAUUUACAAAAGUUUAUGCGUCUGACGGGAAUCGAACCCGUGUCGAUUGCUUGGAAGGCAACCAUGCUGACCAUUACACCACAGACGCUCAUGAUCCCGCAGCUCGUUAUUGAGAGGAAAUCCCCGCAGAUUUUGAUAAAUCUCUUUUUUCGUCAAAGAGAACUCAAAGAAAAUGUGUUUUCCCCCGAAAUUCGAUGAUGAAAUCCAACGACUGACCACUAUUUUAUCUUCCGAAAUUUUCAAAUGACGAAAAAUUCCAGAAAAUCAAGCACAAUGUCAUGAAGAUGGUGGACAAGUAUGGUGCCGAACAAACCAAAUUCCUAUUACAUAGUCAUGAUCGAAUCAUAAUUGAGGAGACGGUGACCGGAAACGUUGAUGCUGUCGUUGCAGCGGCCGCUGUGAACAUGGCCAGAAGCUCGAGCAACCGGACUCCAAGUCGCGCUGAGAGUGAAAAUAAAGUGAGUAAAUCACUGUAAUCUUCGUCUUGAAUGUAAUUUCGUACAUCCUUAAUGUAAUUUCACACUUCUUUAAUGUAAUUUUCAAUCUUUUUCCAAUGGUUUUGCAAAGCUGUGACUAAACUGGCGUCCAUUUUCAGGACAAACCAGCCUCCGUGAUGGUGCCGGUUCGGCCGCUGACUGGCAGCCGCAGAGACUCCGUAAAGCCCUCUUCUCAUCGUAUCCCAAUCGAAUCUCCGACCAAAGAAGAGCCAGAAACACAGCGAUUGGAACAUCAGUCGUCCGAGGAGCGGCAUGAUCAAACUCCUCCGCAUGGGUCGAACACUCGCAAGAAUGGAUACGUCCAUGUGACGCAACGAAGUCUAACGGCAGUCGCAACGGGAACUGUUCGAGGUAAGGGGACGUUUGAGCGGUGGAAUUGAUAAGCAGGCAGAACAUAUACGGUGACGGACGUGAUCCAGUGGCAAAAAUCGUAUCAUUUUGCAUCCGGGAAGUAUCAAAAAUGUGGCAAAAUGCUUCCCUCUCCAAGUGAAAAAAUUCGUUUUGAAGGGCGCGCCUUUUUUUCCUCACAAAAAGAGCGGGUGCGCUUUUGAAAUCGGAGUUUUUUCACUUGGAGAGGGAGUAUUUUGCCACAUUUUUUGAUGCUUUCUGGAUGCAAAGUAGUACGUUUUUUGCCACUGGAUCAGGUCUCCCACUGUACAUAUAAAAACCAUUUUUUUUAUUAUCGACCACUACAUACGGCUUCCUCAAAUCCACUAAUUAUCCCAUUCAGCUAGCUGCAGCUUCUUUGCAAUGCACGAGCUAAAAUCUCCAGAAAUAUUCACCUUUACGGUAGAAAUAGCGAUGCAACUUUUCGUGCCGAAAUUCGACAAACAGUCUCAAAUUUUGACCAACUUUCGACCUAAAAAUCUCGGUAGUUUCUGCAAAGCGCGAGCUAGGAUUCUCGCAUAUAUUUUAGAAAAAAUUAUUCUAAAUUUGUGCCAAGUUUCAUCAAAAUCUGAGCGUCGCACUUGGGGCACUUCCCCUGUCAGUUUGAUGUGGCAUUCUUCUAAAAAUAUUCAUGCUAAACUUUGAGGUUGAUUGCGUUUUUCCCCUAUUCAUUAUAAUCCAUUUUCAGGAGUAGACCUGCUUCCCAGUGUGGACAUCCCCAACAUCCCAGCUCGAGGGGCUAACUCCAGCUCCAACUCGAAUUCCGACGGCACUCCGCCGCUUCGGAUUCUGAGUCCGCCGAUUCGUCAGGACAUGUUCCGUCAGCGGAGGACGCGCGGAUCUCCCAAAUCCGACGAAAACCAAUAA
Bursaphelenchus xylophilus (pine wood nematode) is the source of this 6462-nucleotide messenger RNA. The record is from the annotation of a GenBank genome assembly. NCBI's taxonomy places the organism in Eukaryota, Metazoa, Nematoda, Chromadorea, Rhabditida, Aphelenchoididae.